Molecule: messenger RNA, 1182 nt
Organism: Histoplasma capsulatum G186AR
Lineage: Eukaryota; Fungi; Ascomycota; Eurotiomycetes; Onygenales; Ajellomycetaceae
Exons: 5
Coding region: 1-1182 (393 amino acids)
Biological process (GO): inositol phosphoceramide metabolic process; sphingolipid biosynthetic process
Cellular component (GO): inositol phosphoceramide synthase complex
Molecular function (GO): inositol phosphoceramide synthase activity
Source: RefSeq, a predicted model, not a curated record
AUGGGGAUUGGACUCCUUUUGGAGCCAUUGGUGGUUGUUGCUCUGCUGCUGGGGGGAACAUGGAUCAACCGAUUGUCAAAUGUAUCCUGUCCAUAUACCUCCGAUACAACACGGUUUAGCUCGGUAUCGAGUGAUGACUUAACGGAUAAAAUAAUGGACAACGCUGAGGACAAACCAUCCACCACUGCCGGAACAGAUGAUGGGUCGUUGUCAACUCCCACUUAUCGUUCCUCAUCCCCAUCUUUGCUUUUGAAUCAAGAACGGCCAUGGAGAAUUAGACGAAUUGGGCUGUGGCUGUGGAAAAGAGAAAUUAUCACACCAAAUACAGCAAAAUUUCGCAAUCGAUGCUUCAGCAGAUUUCUUCGGAGAUUCCCUUUUUUGGUGGAAUGCUGGUAUUGGACCUUAGUGUAUUGGAUAUAUCAAAUUGCACGAGCCUUCACAGCAGUUACUCUCAAAGAUGCAACUGUAGACGUUGCACGAAAACAUGCAAUACAGCUUCUAAAACUGGAGAAAAGCUUCUACAUCUUGUGGGAGGCACAUAUACAACAUUAUUUCCUCCGCCGCCCAAUCCUAAUGGCUUGGACAAAUCGGCUCUACUCUUUCAUCCAUAUACCUGGAACAAUUGCCUUCCUCGUUUUGCUCUACUACUAUACCAACACGAAUAAUUAUCCCGAAAGCCGCCAUUCCGUGAAGUGUAUUGGCUGUCCAAGCAGAGUCCCGAAAGUCCCAGAACUGUAUCAAACGCGCAGGCGAACGCUGGCACUUUGUAACCUGCUCGCCUUUGUAGUUUUCACGCUGUGGCUGUGUAUGCCACCUCGACUUUUAAGUGAUCGGCCAGUGGUCGGUCCGGUAGGCGAGCUUUCAAGGAGCUAUGGUUUUGUUGACACAGUUCACGGGGCUGGUGGCGCAAGCAGUGUUUGGACGCAGAACCGAUUCUGCAAUCAAUAUGACUCGCCUCCAAAGCCCUCCGCCUACCAUGGCAGCGCAUCUCCUUCUAUAUUACGCAUUUUGCUUCUUAGUCCCGACCUUUUAUAUAUCUAUUCGACUGGAUAUGAGAUCCGAACUACUGUAGGGUUUUACUCCGGUUACCUUGCCGGGUUCGGCAGAUUGUCUGGUAUUCAUAUGGACACUCCUUCAAACCCUUUUCUGAUUUCCGAGGUUGAUUUCCACGAGCCCGACUGA